Molecule: messenger RNA, 960 nt
Organism: Paramecium sonneborni
Lineage: Eukaryota; Ciliophora; Oligohymenophorea; Peniculida; Parameciidae
Source: the annotation of a GenBank genome assembly
AUGAGUUAAUUAAUAUCAAAAAUAUUUUUCUAAAAAACAGUGUUAGUAUUAAGGAUUCAAGGUUCAAUAAAUUCUUAAUUGUAAGAAAUAGAUGUAUAAAUUGUAGAGUGAAUUAAAUAUCUCAUUAGUUGGAACACUAUAAUAAAGGAAGUGUAGUAGCUUUAGGAUUAAUUAUAAAUUCAAAAGGAGGAUGUCCAUAUUAAGUUGAAAUAUUAAAGAAAAAUAUUACAAAUUAUCUAAAUGGAUUACCUCUUUAUACUUUUGCAACUGAAUAAUCUCUAGGGAAUGCAUAUUAAUUAUUAUAGUUGGGGAAUAAAUCAUAUGCUUAGAAUACAUCUAAGAUUGGUUUAACAUAAAUUUAUAAUAAUAAAUUCAAUUUUGGAGAAUUUCUAUAAGAUAAUGGCAUAAAUGUAAAAUUGUAAUAUAGAUUAUUAGUUUUUGUAAUAUUAAUCUAAUGAAAUAGUGAAUCAUAAUUUGUUAGUAAAUUCAUCAAUAAAAAGUAGAAGUCAAAAAGAAUUGGAAUAUUUAGAUAAUUAUUAUGGAUUAUAGACUAAACAAUUAACAAAUGAAUGUUGGACAAAUAGAAAAGAGUAAUUAAAAAUAAAAAAAGAAUAAUUGGAAAAUAAUGUGUAUAUAGGAUAAGAAGCAAAAGAAUUAGGUUUAGUAGAUGAAUUAGGCACAUAUGAGAAAGUUCUUAUGUAAUAGUAUCCAAAAGCAAAAUUAAUACCAAUCAAUUUGGAAGGAAAAUUAAGAGUAUAUGAAAAUUGGUUUAAUUUAUUCAUAAAAAUAUCAUAAUCAAGUAUAAAAUAUUGAUAAAUUAAUUAAGGAGGCUUUAUUGGUUUAGUAUUAUUAUUUGGAGUUAAAGUAAUGGUGAAAUGGGGAUUUAUAAUAUAUGUAUGGAGAUAAUCUGUUAAAUAAAGAAGAUUAUCGAAGCAAUAAGAAUCAUUAUAAUAAUAAUGA